CCGCACUACAUUUAAAGUGACUCGUGCUGAAGUAAUUGUUAUCAGAUUCAGAGCAUUCCAACAAUUGUUAUUCACUCGGCAAACACGCUCACACACGAGGCACGGACAGAGGCAGUGGCACCACCAUGAUUGGCAUACAAUUGUUCCACGAAAUCGGCAGCAUAUUUCGAAAUACGCCGACUUUUGCGCUAGUGUUGGAAACUCUGCUGUUGAUUGCAGUUAUUUGGCUAGUGUUGCAUCGCAGAGGAGGCGGCAAACGACGUCCCCUGUCGAAGGAGCAGCAGGAUUAUCUCGUCGAGCAAUAUGAACCGGAACCGUUAGUGCCCGACACAGAUCCCAAUCAUCCGCUGCUGCGCACCCGCCUCGUCCAAUCGAAGGUGGGCAAACGCAUCGUGGUCGAUGGAAACGAUUGCCUGAAUCUCGGUUCGCAGAACUAUUUGGGUUUCUUGGAGGACGAUGAGAUUCUGGAGGAGGCGUGCAAAACACUGCGCAAAUAUGGCGUUGGUUCGUGCGGUCCGCGUGGCUUCUAUGGCACAAUGGAUGUGCAUCUGCAUCUGGAGGAGCGAUUGGCUAGUUUCAUGGGCCUCGAGGAAGCCAUCGUUUACUCCUACGGCUUCUCGACGGUGGCCAGCGCCAUCCCCGCAUAUGCCAAGCGUGGAGAUCUCAUCUUUGUCGAUGAAGCCGUCAACUUUGCCAUACAAAAGGGUUUGGAUGCGUCGCGCAGCACAAUUGUCUUCUUCAAGCAUAACGAUGCCAAGGAUCUGGAACGCUUGCUCGUCGAGCAGGCGCAGCGCGACUUGAGGAAUCCCAAGAAGGCGCUGAAGACGCGUCGUUUUCUUGUCGCCGAAGGCAUUUAUAUGAACACCGGAGAGCUAUGCCCGCUGCCGGAGCUCGUCGAGCUGCGCAAGAAGUACAAGCUGCGCCUGUUCCUCGACGAGAGCGUCUCCUUUGGCACGUUGGGAAAGACGGGUCGCGGCCUCACCGAGCAUUGCAACAUCAACCGUGACGAGAUUGACUUAAUCUCCGCCGGCAUGGAGGGCGCCAUGGCCACAAUUGGUGGCUUCUGUGUUGGCUCCCAUUUCAUCGCUGAGCAUCAGCGAUUAUCUGGCUUGGGUUAUAUAUUCUCGGCAUCGCUGCCGCCGAUGUUGACCCAGGCUGCGAUUUGUGCCUUGGAUCGUUUCGAGCGCGAGCCGCAAAUCUUUGAGCAACUGCAGCAGAAUUCGAGGCGGGUGCAGCAGCAAUUUGAGCGCCUCAGCAAAUUGAAGCUGCGCGGCGACCAAAUAUCGCCCAUCAAGCAUUUGUAUGUGGCCCAGGAGCGCGAGAGCUUCGAGGCGGAGCACAAGUUGCUCACUCAGGUGGCAGAUAAGUGCAUUGAGAGGGGCGUGGCCGUUGUGGAGGCCGCCUACCUGCAGAAUCGGGAGCACAAACCGGUGCGUCCCAGUCUACGGAUUGCCGUCAAUCGUCUCCUGGACGAAUCGGACAUUUUGAGUGCCUUCAACAUCAUCGAGGACGUUUCCAGCUCAGUGCUAUAAUUACAAAUUUUUUGUGCUUUUUAGACUUAACUUGAAGAAACUACUAUUUUGUAACUAUAUUUAUACAGAGUCCAUUAAGUAAUUUCUUUUGGCUUUGCGUCCAUAAUUCCGUAAUUAAUCAAUUUAAUAUUGAUAAAUAAAUUAUUUAAGACUUAA
Drosophila grimshawi is the source of this 1688-nucleotide messenger RNA. RefSeq names its product serine palmitoyltransferase 1 (gene Spt-I). The record is from RefSeq and is a predicted model, not a curated record. Gene Ontology annotation, biological process: sphingosine biosynthetic process; ceramide biosynthetic process. The transcript has 6 exons. Gene Ontology annotation, molecular function: serine C-palmitoyltransferase activity; pyridoxal phosphate binding. NCBI's taxonomy places the organism in Eukaryota, Metazoa, Arthropoda, Insecta, Diptera, Drosophilidae. Gene Ontology annotation, cellular component: endoplasmic reticulum. The coding region runs from base 126 to 1532 and encodes 468 amino acids.